This is a messenger RNA of Planococcus citri (citrus mealybug), 2401 nucleotides long. Its product is annotated as rac GTPase-activating protein 1-like. Gene Ontology annotation, biological process: mitotic spindle midzone assembly; Rho protein signal transduction; mitotic cytokinesis. Gene Ontology annotation, molecular function: GTPase activator activity. The record is from RefSeq and is a predicted model, not a curated record. The transcript is spliced from 4 exons. The coding region runs from base 267 to 1805 and encodes 512 amino acids. Lineage: Eukaryota; Metazoa; Arthropoda; Insecta; Hemiptera; Pseudococcidae. Gene Ontology annotation, cellular component: spindle midzone; nucleus; centralspindlin complex.
GAAUUUUGUAAACAACAUUCUUUUUCCAAGAAAAUUUUAAUGAAAACGUUUUGAAAAUAAUUAAAUUUUUCUACGGCUUGUAUAUUAAAACUCAGAUUUAUUCGAUAAGUAUAUUCUUCAUCAACUAUGCCGUUUCUUCGUUGAGCAUUAUAGGUAGUAACUUUCAAACUAAUUGUAACGUCUAUUCGAUUCAUUUGACCGGAAUCUCUUACAGGUUUCGAAACACAGAAAUUAUACCAAAGUAUAAAUCAUAACCAAAUCCAACCAUGACAGACACAACAGCGAAUUUAGUCCUCGAAUUCGACGAUUUGAUGAGUUGCACUAGAGUUUUAUGGGAGAAUUCACAUGCCGAAGAUUUCCUCAAGUACGUCAUACGUCAAGAAACCGUGCUCGCGAAAUACGAAGAGUUGCAACACGAAUGCAAACGUUUAAAAGAUGCAUUGGACGAAUCAGUUCGAGGCACUUCGAUCCUAGAUUCGAAGCUUAAAAAAGCUCGUCAAUUGUUAGAUAUUGAAAAGAAACAAGUUACGAAACUUGAAAACGAAAGAGAUGCUAUGGCCAGCGUACUGGAAGAAGUACGUCGUAUUCUGUGUAACGAUUCGCGUUGUAAACUUCCCGAAGAUACGAAAAACAGACUUACGGUGAUCACAUCUAACAACGCAUACGGUAAAACGUUGGAUCGUUUCAGUAGUCAGACCGAUUUAGAAUCGUCUGAUAUUAGCAUUACUCGUUCCGAAGACGAUCUGGAUGAUUCGAGACCAGUGAAUAGAAACAAACGUAGACUCACGUGCGUGAACGAAGAACCGUAUGCGAUGCCGAAGAAAAAAUCCUCGAUAUAUCCGCCACUCGCUCCUCUAGCUUCGCAACCAGAAUCACUCGAGUCGACUGAAUCGGAACGCGAUGUUAUAAUCGAAUCGAAAAAUGGACAGUUCAGAGUACUCGAUCGUCUUAACGCUAGAACUCAUCGAUUCGAAAACUGUUCUUUAAAAUUAGGAGCCGAAUGUUUAUCCUGCGGAAAGAAAAUCCGGCUGAGGGCUGCAUUCAAAUGCGCCGUAUGCAAUACGUUUUCUCAUCCGGAAUGUCGCAGUUCUGUUCCUUUACCUUGCGUACCUUUGGGAAUUCCUGCGAAACCUGGUGUCAUUGGAAGCAUAUCCGAUUACGCUCCUCCAGCUACACCUCUGAUUCCGGCCGUAGUUUCACAUUGUAUUUACGAAGUCGAACGUCGUGGUCUGCAAGAAAAAGGAAUAUACAGAGUAUCGGGAGAUCAUAAAGAAGUACACGAAUUGAAAGAAAAAUUCAUAAAGUACAAAUUAGUGCCAAAUUUAUCGAAAACUGAAAUCAACACCGUUUGUAGCUUCUUGAAAGAAUUCUUGCGCAGUUUAAACGAACCGCUGAUACCGAAGUCGAAAUGGGCUUGUUUUGCCCAAAGUAUCUCAGAUACCGAUAAAGAUAAUAAGUUACGAGAAGUAGUUUCAACUCUUCCACGAGCCAAUCGCGAUACUCUGGCUUUUCUUAUACUACAUUUACAAAAAGUCUCUCAAUCUCCAGCCUGUCACAUGGACAUUUACAAUUUAGCUACCGUAUUUGGUCCUACGAUCGUAGGUUAUUGCGAUCCAACUAAUCCUCUGGGCGAAACAGCAAUCGGCAACAAUGUAAUGGAACAGUUAUUAUCGAUAGAUGCCGAAUAUUGGAGUCAGUUUCUCGAAGAUCCAAUGCCUCCUCCACCGACCCCAGCAAGUGACAUAACGUCGGCGUCGAAAGAAUCGUCGAAGAAAACUCCUCGCAAAUAUUUCUCUCGUUGGUGAUUUCUCUCACCUUGUGAUUAAUUUAUUUUACGAUGAAACUCAAAUUAUGCUCUCGAUUGUAUCAGCACUAGUUUUAUGAUCUGUUUAUAUUUUUUAAGAAUUGAAGUUAUCCAUUUAAGAUUAAUUUUUCUUUUAUUAAUUAACUUUCAUUAUGCCCGAUUUUUGUGAUGAUGAUGUCUUGAAUUGUGGUUAUUUUACCUCGUUUAUCGAUAAGUUUUCGAUCGAAUUUUACUCUGUGAUUCUAGUUUUACCCGGGUCUUUACUUUGCUCAAUUGUAUCGAUAUUUUACGCUGUUAACGUUUCAUUUAUACCCUGAUGUACUUCGUUUAAGAAUUUGUGUUCAGUUUGCAGUGUUCAAUUCAUUCAAGAUAUUGUUCAUACAUAAGACGGUAUUUUACUUAAUUGUUUUUUUCCUAUUGAUAUAUACCUCAUUUUGUGAUUAUACGAUUUAAAUUUAAUAUUGUGAUAGUUGUAAUGUUUCAUUUGUAGUCGUAAAUGCCAUUUUGUUAUCUUGCCUACCAAUUUUUUUUAUUUUUUUUUUUUUACUGAAUAGUUUGUACAGUUUUAAAGGGAAAUAUACUAAUGCUGGUUGCUCA